Molecule: messenger RNA, 4477 nt
Organism: Aplysia californica (California sea hare)
Lineage: Eukaryota; Metazoa; Mollusca; Gastropoda; Aplysiida; Aplysiidae
Product: PAX-interacting protein 1
Exons: 4
Coding region: 1521-4049 (842 amino acids)
Biological process (GO): zinc ion transmembrane transport
Cellular component (GO): plasma membrane
Molecular function (GO): zinc ion transmembrane transporter activity
Source: RefSeq, a predicted model, not a curated record
ACCAGAGUCACCGCACCAGCCUCUGUCUGCUGUGCGGGAGCUGGGACUGGGAGUGUGAGCGUUGUGAAAGCCAACGCCGUCGCUGGCUGUUGCUGCCUUCUGAAUCUGCCUUCGACUGGCAGAGCGUGGAAAAGUAGAGGCCGCUUGAAAAAGAUCGCAGCCGGCUUGGCUUGUAAGGAGGAAACGAAAAGCGCCAUCCGCGCCAACUUCGACUUGGAAAGUACGCAGUGGGUAGGCUUUCAGUAAAGCUUGGAACUUCUGUUGUACGUGGGUGAGCCUAGUAGGCUAUGUCAGGGACCCUGGCUCCAUCGCGGGUUAUCGUGUCCAGUUGAGCCAGCUCCGGAGAGAUAGAUACCUGAGGCGUUGAGUCUAAGUUGUUUCCACAAUAAAUAUCGUGCGCGGUUUUGUGCUGCUAAUCAUCUUGGGUUCGAAUACCACAUCCCAAACGCUGUCAGUUUCUUCGGAAAAGUCGAGGUAACUAAAGAGCAGCGCCUGCCUCUCCGGAGAGCAAAGGUUUCACAGAGGUCCCAUUUAUGAAUGUCACAAGGAUACAUCCAUUUGGAUAGCAGCGAUACAUGAUUCGACUUUCAAAGAAGAGCAAGCCAUCUCCUAUUGUAUAUUUGUGUGCGUGUAUGUGCGUGAGUGUACAGAUCCUUAAAACGUGGAGAAAUUGAUGGCUGUUUCUCGCUGUUUGCUGGCUUUACAAAGUUAUAGAAAUAGCAAUUUUAAGAGUCUCCGGGACAAAAAGCUUCUUUUUUCGCAGUGAAAUUACGAAGCAUUUGAGAUUGUGUUCAUAUUGAUCUUGUGUUACAUCCUAAUGCCUCAAGUGUAAAUAAAAUAUCACCUUAGAGAUCGGAAUUCAUUUUUAUAAUUGAUAAGAUGAAAAAGCAAUCCUAUAUGUUAUAUCUCUUUGAUACAUUUAUUCUCAAAACGAGACAUGCGGAAUUGAUAGUAAAGAUGCAAUUGAGAUCUACGUCAUGAGUGCACAUAUUAUAUCUUAUUGAAAUAUUCAACAUUUUCUGUUCACGCCCAACACAACAUUUGACCGACUCCAGAAUUUCUAACGUUAAAUAUCCUAAAGCAAAACUGAAACUAGGCAAAUAUUAGACUUAUUGUGGUAACAACAGUUCUCGCAUAGAGUGGUUAUUAGAUCCACGUUUCGGUGGAACCCCCGAAAGCAGAGUUUUCAGACGUUCGGGACGACAUAUAUACGCCCCUUUGGGUAUGUAAAGGAGGUUGAGGCAAACAGACCUCAACGACAGCAGCUGUUCUUUCAGUCUGGCUGGUGACCAAGUCAAACUCAAACUUCGAACAUCCAUUAUUCAUAUUUACCAACAAUUUCUUUCUUUCUGUAAACGAAACCGCCAUAACCACAAUGCUCUUUGGUGCUUGAGAGGGCGAAAACCUUUCAAAUUUGUUUAAUAACCUGAGAAACACCUACCACCAAAGUCCCACCAGUGGAGUCGCUCUUAAUUUCUUCAGUUGUUCCCCCCGGCCAUGACAGACUCGCACCAGGUCCCAUGUCGCUGUUCCGCAACAAGUUCCUUUUCUCUAUGAACACGACCACCACGACAACUGCCUUAGCCGCCAUUACUAUCAACCCUAAGCUUGUCGCCACGCCCCACCCACCGCCACCGGCCCUCCCCGCAGCGCCCGCCAUCACCACCGCAUCGGCAGCAACCACCGAGUCUAUUGCCGUGAUUUCCAUGCGCCAAGAGGCUAUGGAUGUGGUGGUGGCUAAGAUCAUUUCCCUCCUGCUCUUGACCAUUCUGUCGGUUCUGUGUGGACUGUUGCCUCUCAGGCUCCUUAUUCAUACGCCUCAUCUCUUCUCCAGGAACAGAAAUUCGGUGGACUACUUUCUGUGUGGUCUGAGACUUUUCUCUGGUGGGAUAUAUCUCGCUACGUGCUUCUUACAUCUUCUACCGGACACAAGAGAGAAAAUGGCUGCUGUGAUGCUGAAUAUGGGCUCAAGAACAACGUACGCUGUCCCCGAAUUGCUGGUCAUCUCAGGUUUCUACGCAGUCGUCUUUGUAGAGCAAAUUAUUCAGACGCUGUAUGUGAAAGCCCAGCAGUAUGACAGCAGGAGGAAGACCAAACGCCCACGUAAGCAAACCGAGCCCCGGCGGUCUAAUCAAGUCUUCCGAUCUACACUGGACGAGGACAAUGUUGACAACAGCACCGGCCAUGACCACCACGACCAGAAACCUUUCCGAGACAACAACGACGAUGAUGAUGAUGACGAUGAGGACGACGACGACAACGUGCUCAUUGACGACGAAGAUGAUCUGAGUUUCGAGGAUGGUGCGUCUGACAAUAACAGCAUAGACUCGAUAACAAAAGUAAAACUUGAUCUAGAGGAAGAGAUUCUAGAGGAGGACAGGUGCAAGGGCAAUAACAGUAAACUGAUAUUGCAGAGAGCUCCAGUGGCCCAGCACCUAUCGAACUCUAGACUCCCUCCUCCGCAUUACCAUCAGCUACAUCCAAAAACAAAACCUGUUGUUACUGAAAACGCCUUUCCAGUAAUGAAAUCAUUCAGUACGUUUCCUCAACCGAAAUUUCCCAAUUGUACAACUGCUGCUGAAACCAGACCCUAUCAAAACUCUGGGCCGCCAAUUAUACCCGCUCACGCUCAUUUUCAGAAACAUAAUCCCCUUCACCAACAACAACCUCCUUCACAACGUAAUAUGCCCUCUCAGAAACCACCUUUUCAGCCAGAGCCUCAACCCAAACUUGGGAUGUCUCAAGACAACGGGACACCGCCUGUGUUGCCUCCGAAACAAAGUCAACACCACGGACGGGCUUUAUGUCCACAGCAACAGCAGCAGCAGCAAGAACAGCAGCACAAAUCUAUCUCACAUCAGGUAACGCCCCCCUCUUCAACGUCCUCCCCAAAACAACAAACAUCCUCUUUUCAAAAACAGGAGGAACAUUCUUCAACAACAUCUGGGAAAGUUUGUCAUCAAAAACAUGGUAGUGAUUCCAAAACAGCUUUUUCUCACCCAUCCCACACCCCAUGUCAACUUGUCAAUGAGGUACAAACACAAUUCGGCUCAGGUAUCCUCCACCAGGAGUCAGCUCAGCAAUCACAAAAGUCUCAACAACACCUGCACCAGCAACAGGAACAACAACACAACAAACAGCAGCAAUCGCAACAGCAGCAGGAGCAGCAGCAGCAGCAGCCAGAAACCAAUCAUCAGUCUUUACAAGAUGAAUCUCCCCCUCAAAGACGUAGCAAUGGUCCCAGAUACCCGAACAUACACGCGGAACUCGAGGACGAUUCUGACGGAGAUUCUGAUGUGUGUGUUCCCAGAAGUACCUGCCACGUGUCUGUGUGUGUCGAGGGACUCCGCCAUGGGAACAGCUCCGAGCUUUCACGAAAUCCAUCGGAAUCCAAAAGGGACAAAGACGCAGAUUCGGGUGUUUUUUCCACAAGAAGAGAGUUCGAAGUCCACGAAGUAGACGGGAGAAGGGUGAAUAGGAUCUCCUCCAGAGAGGUCAGUUUUGACAGAAUCUCUGAAUCGACGGCUGCCUUGCAAGAGAUUCAGGUGAAACAAGUCGUUGACGAAUUGAGCCGAAAUCCAGACUCCAGUAAAGCUCACUUCAGAUCUAUCAUUUUCAUCUUGGCCUUGUCCUUCCACGGAAUAUUUGAGGGGAUGGCUUUAGGUUUGCAGAGCAUGAAAAGCAGUGUCUGGGCGCUGUGUUUUGCUAUCAUUGUGCAUAGAUGUGUUUUGGCUUUUAAACUUGGAAUGGAUUUGUGCAGAGGAGAAGAAAAACAGGGAACAGCUUUUUUGUGUAUUGGAACUUUCACUCUUAUUUCCACACUCGGUAUUAUCAUCGGUAUUCUCAUCUCCUCUGGGGCCUCGCUUUAUGACGAUGUUUCCGUACCGGAGGCUCUUCUCCAAAGUCUCGCCACUGGGACCAUAUUUUACAUUGUAUUCUUUGACAUUCUCUUCAAGGACCUCGAGGGAAAAGACGAUCUGAAGAGGGUAUCCUGUUCCUUUGUGGGAUUUUCACUAAUGGCGAUUGUUUUUGCUGUUACAAGAAGCUGAUUCCGAUGUGUGUGGCAAACAUUAUGUUAAUGUUGCCAAAAGAGGUAUUCGCCUGUUAGAUUCUCUUUUGACAUAUGGGCGGGUCAAAAGAAUAACAGGCUAAGUCAUAUCAAUCCUACCACGAUUUAGACUAUUUUCAGUUCUAGAAAUACAGUUUGUAGAUGACUCAGUUGGUUUAUCAAUUGAUUGAUUUCAUCGUGAUAUACUAUUGGUACGAAGUUAAGAACUAGCAGCACCCUGAUUUAUCCUGUUUUUCUCUUGAUCCUUUAUAUGGUUAGAGAAAAUGUCCUUUUUCUGUUGUAAUGUGAGAGCUGGGCAUAGGGUCAUCUACAUGAGAGUCGUAAGUUCCAGAACUGAUACAUGUUUGGCGUACCAACUUGAGUUUAUCAAAUAAAUCUUUUGUAUAUUGUAAUUCUCACAAUCGUUAU